AUGAAGAUAGCAUUGCUUGCAUUGUUCUUUCUCCUUGCCUUGAGCAACAAGCCACUGCUUGGUGCGGCUGGACCCGCACCCGAGCAAGUAGUUGACACAUCUGGCAAGAUCGUUCGAGCCGGUUAUAAUUACUAUAUUGUCCCUGCUUCCGCUAACGAGGGUGGCCUCUCCCUUGCCAGCACAAGUGAGAAUGAUUGCCCUCUUGACGUUAUAGCCGUCAACGGAUAUCAAGGCUUGCCCUUGGUAUUCCAACCAGUUAACGUCAAGAAAGGCGUUGUUCGUGUUGACACAGAUCUCAACAUCUAUUUCUCAUAUUAUACAGAUUGCGGCUCCACCGUGUGGAAACUCAAGGACUAUAACUAUGCACUUGGACAACAAUUUGUUACCAUUAAUGGUGUUUUAGGAAACCCUGGAGCUAACACCAUUGGCAAUUGGUUCAAGAUUGAGAAGUACGAGGAUGCUUAUAAGCUAGUGUAUUGUCCAAGUGUGUGCAAUGGUUGUUACUACCAGUGUAGUGACUUAGGGAUUUAUGAAGAUGAGUGGGGCAAGCGUCUAGCUUUCAGCAAUGUGCCACUCAAGGUUCAGUUUCAGCGUGCAUGA
Molecule: messenger RNA, 600 nt
Organism: Arachis stenosperma
Lineage: Eukaryota; Viridiplantae; Streptophyta; Magnoliopsida; Fabales; Fabaceae
Product: miraculin-like
Exons: 1
Coding region: 1-600 (199 amino acids)
Molecular function (GO): endopeptidase inhibitor activity
Source: RefSeq, a predicted model, not a curated record